AUGACAUUGCCAGAGAGGUUUAGUACUGAUGAUAAGGGUACUUUUGGGGAAUAUACUGCCAAUGCCCGUUGGCCGAUAAUUGUACAAAAUGCGAUCGAUGACAUGGGCACGGCUAUAGGAGCGAUAGUGGGUGAUGAAGAGUGUGUGAGACAGGGUGAGAUUAUUAGGAAACAAUUGAUUGAAUUGAGGUCGAGUAUUGUGAAUGAUGAAGAGUUGAGACAGUUUACCGAUGAGGAAGUUAGGGUUGCCAAGAUUCCAGGGUCGUUUAAUGAAGAGCUGAGUAGAAAGGGUAAAGUUACGUGGUUCCAUGCAGAAUGGUUGUUUGCGGAGGUUUAUUUGUAUAGGAGGAUUAAUGUUCUUUUCCGUUUUGAACCUUUGUGGGCCGAUUUCGAUAUCUUUGAUAGAUUGAAGCAGUCGACUUUUGAAUCUUCUUUGUAUGGUGUGGUGGAAUUGGCGGUUCGGUUUGUGGCAUUGAGUAAACAGUUGAAGCAGAUCGGUGAGGAUGAGGAAGCGAUGAAAUUGUUGUUUAAGGAGUUUGUGGAUAUCUCUUUGUGGGGGAAUGCUACGGAUUUGUCGUUGUUGACCGAUGCUACUAUUGAGGAUAUUAAGUCUAUUCAGGGUGCAAAAGUUAGACAGGAAUCUGAAUCGAAGAUCUUGGUCAACGAUACUUUGAAAGCUUGGGACUCACUUAAAAGUGGGUCCGGUGGGAAGAGAGUGGAUUUUGUUUUGGAUAACUCUGGUUUCGAGCUUUAUGCGGACUUGAUGCUUGCCGCGUUCCUGUUGGAGACAAAAUUAGCCAGCAAGUGUAUUUUCCAUGCAAAGGACAUUCCUUAUAUGGUCAGUGACGUGAUGAUCAAGGAUUUCAACCUUUUGUUGAAGGAUUUGAAAGAUAGAAAGUUUUUCCCAGUUGCGGAAAAGGCAUCUCAGGAAGCUUUGGAUCAUUUUGCAGAUACUAUUUCGAACCAUGUUUCCAAGGGUGAAAUUGAAGUUCGCGAGGACUCAUUUUGGACUACUGAUUUGGAUUUCUGGUGCAUUGACGCAUCGGAGAAGAAAUAUCACGGUGCUGAGAUUCAUAGGGACUUGGUUCAAUCCGACCUGGUGAUCUUUAAAGGUGAUUUGAAUUAUAGAAAGCUCGUGGGUGAUAGGAAAUGGGCACGUACGACUCCAUGGACGAAAGCCAUUGGACCACUGGCUGAAAAUGGUAUUACUUCUUUGAGUUUGAGAACCGCCAAGGCGGAUGUUCAGGUUGCUUUGCCCAAUGGUCUUGAUGAGAAAUUGACCGAACUGUGGGAAAAGGAUCACCCUGGUCAGGGCUCAUGGUGGUGUUGUAGUGGUAAAUGGGCAGUUAUUUGCUUCUGUGCUGGAAAAUAG
Torulaspora delbrueckii is the source of this 1371-nucleotide messenger RNA. RefSeq names its product putative methyltransferase. Gene Ontology annotation, molecular function: phosphatase activity. The record is from RefSeq and is a predicted model, not a curated record. Lineage: Eukaryota; Fungi; Ascomycota; Saccharomycetes; Saccharomycetales; Saccharomycetaceae. Bases 1 to 1371 code for a protein of 456 amino acids. Gene Ontology annotation, biological process: DNA damage response. The transcript has a single exon. Gene Ontology annotation, cellular component: cytoplasm; nucleus.